GGGGAGUCAAAAGUCUUCACCUUUUUAUGACCUUGCUUUCUUUCAGCGUUCAUCCAAAUUAAUCAUGAAUAUAUAUUUUUUGUCCAGCAAAAACUUUGAUAAGGUAUGGCUGGAUUACGCUUGCGCUAAUGGAAGCCGCCGGCUAAUGGCUUCUUUCACUUUAGUGCGCAUGUUAUUCUCUAGCCGUAGCCGAGGGAUCCCGUACUUGGCCUGAUCGAUGCUUGUGGCGGCGCCCUUCCUUCCAUCAGACCCCGGAAGCACAACUACAUACGUGGUGUUUUUCAUGGGAUUUCUGAGAGGGUUUUCUUUUCAUGAUCAUGAUUGCUCCUGCCAUCUGUGUCCCAUUUUAACGCCCAUCUCGCCAUCAAGUAGCCCGUUUGCUGUGGUGUCUACACCCACAGUAGCAUGUCAUCUCCAGCCAUGGAAAACAUGAAGAAAUUCGCCGGCCAGGCUGGUGUGUUUUUUACACGAGCGAGGCAGUAUACAGAGGAGAAGCUUGGUAGUGCUGAGAAGACUGAACUGGAUGCCCAGUUUGAGAACCUGCAGCAGAGAGCUGACCGGACCAAACAAUGGACGGAACGCAUCCUGUCCCGCACGGAAGCGGUCCUGCAACCCAACCCAACCCGACGCAUGGAGGAUUUCUUGAAUACCAAGCUGGACCGGAAGAUGCAGGACCGUGAGACCAACCACGAGGCUUUCGGCUUGACAAUGAUCGAAGCCGGCAACGAGCUGGGGCCUGGCACCCAAUAUGGUGCGGCCCUCGUGCAGUGCGGAGGUACCCAGAAGAAACUUGGCCAAUUUGAGAAGGAGUUCAUGCAAGCCGCCAUCACCAACUUCAUCGGCCCGCUGCGUAACUUCCUGGAAGCAGACAUGAAGACCAUCACCAAAGAGCGCAAAAUCUUAGAGAACAAGCGACUUGACCUGGAUGCUGCAAAAGGCAAGCUUCGCAAGGCCAAAAGCCCCGAGUCGUCAAAGCUUCAAAACAGCGACGACUUGAUUCGUACAGCUGAAGCCGAGCUGCGUGUGGCCCAGUCCGAGUUUGACCGUCAGUAUGAAAUCACCAAACUUCUUCUGGAAGGUAUCAGCAGUGCCCAUUCCAACCAUCUCAGUCGACUGCAAUACUUCAUCGAGGCGCAGCAGGCCUACUUUGAGCAGUGCCAGAAGGCCAUGACAGAGCUCCAGAUCCAGAUGGCAAACAUUCCCGGGUCGCUGGGUAACAUCCGACCGUAUAACCCACCCCAGGCCGUGGGCAAUCCCUCGAGCCCCUCCGCCCCGCCUAUAGGGGGCGACAUACUGCAAGACAGCCCCACAGAUGCACAAAGUGGCAGAAGAAAGGCACGGGUGCUGUACGACUACGAUGCGUCAGACCCAACAGAACUGUCCUGUCUUGCAGAUGAGGUGAUCACAGUGUACAGCCUGCCUGGCAUGGACAAAGAUUGGAUGAUGGCAGAGAGAGGGAGCCAGCAGGGCAGGGUACCGCUCACUUAUCUGGAACUGAUAUCUUAAAAUGAAAGCAGUUUAAGAAAACCAUUAAGAUUUAACCAAAACAGAGUUUUAAAAAAUUUACAUUUUUUCAUUUUGCACAUAGUAAUUAGACUGACUAAGCUGUCUGAUAUUAGCAACCUGGGGACGAUUCCAGGGAGCUGCUUAGUGCAGGGGUGUGUUUUUGUGACUCCUGAUAUAACCAGAAGCAUGUUCGUUACAUCAAAGCGAUUACCAAAAACAUGUUUGAGCCCGUGCCAAACCAAAAACAACAAACAAAACAAAACAUUAAAACAGUACAUUAUAAAACCCAAAACCAAAGAACCACAAAAGAGUUACGUCAGUUGUCGUUAUGACAGAGCACAAGGUGGCAGGAUGUUAGUGUUGAUGCCAUUUCCAGUCAGUAUUUGGCAUAGUUUCUUUCCACUGCUGCUCCCUUCUGUCCCAUUCUCAGAACGCGUGCUCCCCUUCUGAUUUGCUGCACGUAACAUCAGAGUUGGAAAUACACGAUUAACACUGAGAGAAUGCCUGCUCAUUUUUCACCAUUUUGAACCGAUGACGAACCAGCUCCAAUUUUCAGGUUCUUGUUUGGUCAGUCAGGACGAUGACAUCACACAAGCAGAAUAACCCAUGCCGCAAAAAAAACACUCUAACCAAUGACCAGAACGGAAAGACAGGUUCAGGGCUGUCGAAAACACACCCCAAGAUGUUGCUGAAUGCAGAAGAUCAGCUGGUUACUGGCUGCAAUUUCCUGCACUAUAUAAUUCUUUGGCUAUUCUCUGCUGAGAAUGUCCCUGAAGAUUUGCGUCUUUUACACCACAAUCAUGGGGAUCCUAGGGGGAAAAGGGGGGCUCUUUUUCCCCUAAAAAAAAGGGAAGAAAAUGUAAAAGAAAAUAUAAAAAGUAUGAAAGGGGGUGAAAUUCACCUAUUUGCUCGGAAGAAAAACCUCAAAAUCGACCUCUUAUACUGUUAAUGGUUUAUAAGUGCAUCGUUGACCCCCAGAAAAUCCUCCCCCCCCCAAAAAAAAAUCCUGGCAGCACCCAUGUCAGCAAUGCUGAUGAAGCGCUCAUGUAAAGAUUCUCUCACUUUUGGCUGACGACAGCAGCAGUUGGAGGGGAGAUCUCGAAUGUGGACCUUAAUUUCUUCAGAAAUUGAAUCUGCAAAAACGGCCGAUUUAGAGCAACAUCACCCCACUUGCACAGAGGCUGGGGCCGACGUUUUUUGGGAUGGAUUUAUCUUUUGGAAUAGCCUAAAAUUAACAGCAAAUUAUCAGGAAUAAACCAAAAAAAUGAACGUAAAGUUGUUCUUGCUGAGUGGUUACUAAAAGAUGAGAUUUUAUUCGCUUUACAUAUUUCUUUUUUGGGGAUCAUCUGGCUGUGUGUAAAUAUGAAUUCUUUGUCGUUACUUUGCACUUUAUGAAUAUAUUUUAAUCCAGGAAGUCAAUAGUCAUUGAAGAAAUAAGUUAUGUGGAAAUGUUUGUGCAAAGUGGAGGCACCAGUCUCGUAUGGUGUGAUUAAGUCCAAGGUCGGAACCUUCAGUAGCUGAGAUGUCUCUUUCACUUUAGGACCAGUUUGUUACGCGCGGAUCCGGAUCGCAAUUAGUGAUCCGAAGUUGGUUCACUAAUGCCAGAUCGUAAUGGAUGGUGCUAUCCAGUACUGCAAUCACUGAUUGAGAUCCGAAUCUACGUUGUGAAACAAACAGGGUUAUGGGCUUUAUUUGAGACAAAUGCAAGGCAGCUGUCACAGGUCCAAAUACACUGGUCCCCCUGUUGCAAACAGGAAUCUUCUGUGCUUGUGCACAGGGGAAGGCUUGUAUUUGGCUGGCCCCCGGUGCACCUAUCCCCCUGUUGUAUUCCAUGCAAGAGGAUAUGGGUACCAGUGUGAUAGUGGUAUUUGCCAAUUUGUGCCUGGUAUCCAUGCACCUUUGUUGUUCAUUUGUAGCACUCUGUAUUUGUUACCAUUGAGGGAUGUCACUUGUGGGCAGAGUUUUCAAGUCUGGGACCUGGUAUACAAACAGGAACAUAACAUGAAUUUGUGCUGAAAAAUUGGGUUGCACUGUACAGUGAUGCCUUGGAAUAUUUGUUGGGAAGAACACCACUGUGAGCGCCCAUAUAAUCUAGGGAAGGUAAAAAGGUAAGGUGGUCGUUCUACAGAAGAGCAUUUAAAAGUUAUUCCAGUGACAUUUCAUAUUAUUUAAAACGAUUUCUGCUUUCAGAACAGUUUCACUAUUAUGCAUGCUUAGUUUGAUAUAUUGAAUGAAAACAGAACAAUAGAAUCUCGUAUAUACAUUGGACACUUUUCUUCGGCUCAUUGUGGUACAUGCUUAGAAACUAAUAAGUCAUGUUUCACUUCCAUUUUUGUUCUCGGAUGUGUUGGGUACAGUACAUCACAAUGUUAUUAAAGUAGUAGCUAGCAUGUACAUGUUGCACUGUUGGUUGUCACCUCAAAUGCAAGUUUAGAGAAUUUUCCAAUAGAGGGUUUGCAUGGCUGCCAUCUUGCAGGCCAGUGCUUUUGUUCCACAGGGUCUGCACAAAGGAAGUUUUCCCUGUAGAACAAAAGAACUGCCCUGCAAGAUGGCUACCAUGCAAAGCAUCAAUGCUUGGCACCGUAUCUGUCUCAGCCUUCACAUGAUAUUUAACCCCCCCCCCAACAGUGAAGUUGUUCCUGAACUUUGAACUCCAAGCAACAGAGUGAAACGUUGAAGUAUUUCUAGUUAAUUUGAACUGUAGAGGCCUACACUGGGGGACUGAUUUUCGAGACAGAGCUCUUGACAGAGAUGAAGCCGACUGUGAUAACUGCCCAUAAAACCUAUUUCAUGAAAGUCAUCCCCAGUUAACUGUGAAAUACUCCAAUCCAGUUAUGUUGCACUUUGCUGUAUUCUGGAGAGUAAAGCCGCUUUACUGUUCUAUGGCCGUGGUGUCCCAGUUUAAGUACAAAGAAUGUGCCAUUGGAGACACUAAAAAGGGUCCCUUGACAGUGUUUCCCAGGGAAACUUUUAAGAUGGAAAGGGUACCAUUCCAUCUGGAAUGUUAUUCAGGGGAAAUGAAUGAAAAUUUCCCAACAGAGGGUUUGCAUAACUGCCAUCUUGGUGUCAAGUCCUUUUGUUCCACAGGAUAUGCACAAAGGAGGUUUCCCUGUUGAACAAAUUGCCCUGCAAGAUGGCUACCAUGCAAAGCCUCUGUUAUGUACAUUUUAGGGUUUGGAUCAUGACUGCAGAUGAAGCUGGAAACUAAAUGUUUGAGUUUAGUGGCAGACAAAGUUUGUGACAUGAGGUCCGCUCCCUAAAUGCAUGGCCAUUUCAGACAAAUUUUUGAAGUCGUUUCAAAAAGCUGCUUGCCGUAGUGUAAUUUCUUCUUUACUGCUAGAAACAAUUGGUCUUCCAUUUCAAGAUGAUCAUAACCAUUAUAUUGAAACAGAUUUCUUAUAAUAACUGUGCAUUUAAGUACUGUUUCUAAGUUAGUCGCUGUUCUUAUUUGGGUACUGUUGAAAAAUUUCAUUCAUUUGCAACCUUUGUUCCAAACCUGAGUUCAACUUAAUCACUUCAGAAUGUUCAACUCUUGUGUUUUAUGUUGUUGUGCAGAAUAAUUUUUGAUAAAUGAUAUAAUAUAGUUUUUUCUUUUCGUUUAAAUUUGCAUUACUUUGAUUUAGUGUUUUCAAAGUUUUAUACAUGUGGUUGAAUUUUGCAUGAGCUUUUUGACGUAAAGAGCCAAUGUUACAUCGAGUAAAAUGCAUCAAUCAGGAUAUUUAAACCAAAACUUAAAAUUUUAAAUGCUGUGUAUUUGAGGCUAAAUAUAUCACACAAGCUCACGUUUCCCUGAACAUUUUUGAAAAUGCCGAUAUUCUGGGAAACCCAAUUAUGUCUGUGAAUGAGAUUUGGACCAAACUUUUUGAGCACACAAGAUGACCGUGCCUAAUGAAACCAGUAACCAGCAAAUUGUGCCACACGGCUUCAACUUUUGGUUGGAUUUUGGUUCACAAAAACAAUUUGUUUCUCUCAGCAGGUCUGUGAAACUGGGUCUAGCCCUUACACUUUGAACAUGCUGCCCCAAAUAUACUCUCUUCUCCUUCCACUCGUGAAUUUCCUGUUUCACAAUGUACCAUUAAACACACAAGUGCAAUUGUAUUCCAUACAUGACUCAGAUCAGUGACGUCGAGAAGUUGUAGAUGAAAUAUCAAGCGGGGCUAGUGGUAGUGCAAGUAGAUGAUCACGUGAAUAAAAAACCACACUAUUCCAACAAUGCGUCAAGCCGA
Acanthaster planci (crown-of-thorns starfish) is the source of this 5732-nucleotide messenger RNA. RefSeq names its product endophilin-B1-like. The record is from RefSeq and is a predicted model, not a curated record. NCBI's taxonomy places the organism in Eukaryota, Metazoa, Echinodermata, Asteroidea, Valvatida, Acanthasteridae. Gene Ontology annotation, molecular function: protein binding. Gene Ontology annotation, cellular component: membrane; cytoplasm. Gene Ontology annotation, biological process: membrane organization.